AUGAACAGAGGUGGUAACAGAGGUGGCUUCGGUGGUCGUGGUGGCCGUGGUGGUUUUGGUGGUAGAGGUGGUUUUGGUAGACCAUCUGCUCCACAAGGUCCACCAGAUAGUGUGCUAGAAAUGGGUGCUUUCUUACAUCCAGUUGAAGGUGAUAUCUUUUGUCGUUCUAUCAACACAAAAAUCCCAUACUUCAAUGCUCCAAUAUAUUUAGAAAAUAAAACUCAAAUUGGUAAGGUUGAUGAAAUAUUGGGUCCUUUAAAUGAAGUUUUUUUCACUGUUAAACCAUCUGAAGGUGUUCAAGCUGCAAGUUUCAAAGAAGGUGAUAAAUUCUAUAUUGCUCCAGAUAAAUUACUUCCUAUUGAAAGAUUUUUACCAAAACCAAAAGUUGCCGGUCCAAAACCUUCAAAGAAGAAGAGUGCUGGUGGCCGUGGUGGUGCCAGAGGUGGCUUCGGUGGUCGUGGUGGUGCUAGAGGUGGAUUUGGUGGCCGUGGUGGUUCAAGAGGUGGUUUCGGUGGUUCUAGAGGUGGAUUUGUUGGUCGUGGUGGCUCAAGAGGUGGAUUUGGUGGUGCCAGAGGUGGUUCAAGAGGUGGAUUUGGUGGCAGAGGUGGUAGAGGUGGUCGUUUCUAA
Messenger RNA from Hansenula anomala, 627 nucleotides. RefSeq names its product H/ACA snoRNP pseudouridylase subunit GAR1 (gene GAR1). Gene Ontology annotation, molecular function: box H/ACA snoRNA binding. Gene Ontology annotation, cellular component: box H/ACA snoRNP complex. The coding region runs from base 1 to 627 and encodes 208 amino acids. The record is from RefSeq and is a predicted model, not a curated record. Lineage: Eukaryota; Fungi; Ascomycota; Saccharomycetes; Phaffomycetales; Wickerhamomycetaceae. Gene Ontology annotation, biological process: ribosome biogenesis; snoRNA guided rRNA pseudouridine synthesis. The transcript has a single exon.